AUGAGGAGCUCGCCGGAGUGGCAGAGGCUGUGGGAGGGGAGGAAACUUUUGCCCAUCUACUCGAAGCAAGAAGAGAUGCUGUCGGCCAUCCGCAGCAACACCGUCACCAUCAUCGUGGGAGAGACAGGAUGCGGCAAGUCUACUCAGGUCCCCCAGAUGAUCCUGGACGAGUUUCUGUCGCAGCGUCGAGGGGAGGGCUGCAGGAUCAUCUGCACUCAGCCUCGACGAGUCGCAGCUAUAGGGGUGGCAGAACGAGUGGCGGCAGAGCGAGGAGAGACUCCGGGAGCAGGGGGAGCGCUCUGUGCCCACCAGAUCCGCAUGGAGAGCACGAGGACGGAGGACACGAGGAUCUUGUUCUGCACUACAGGGAUCCUUCUUCGGAGGCUGCAGGACGAUCCGCAGCUGGAGGGCAUCAGCCACGUCAUCGUAGACGAGGCGCACGAGCGAGACGUGCUGUGCGACUUCUUGCUGGUGAUCCUGCGGGGGAUGGUGGAAAGAAGGCCCGACAUGCGCCUGGUGAUCAUGUCGGCGACCAUGGACGCUGAUCGCUUCUCCCGCUACUUCUUUGACGCUCCCGUCUUCACGGUCCCCGGGAGGACGUUCCCUGUAGAGGAUCUCUUCCUCGAGGAUGUUCUGGAGCUGACGGGCCACCGGAUCGUGGAGGGGCACCCGUGCGCCAUCGUGAAUAGAGCGGCAGUGCGGGGGAUGGCGAAGAUGACGAUCUCGACUCGAGGAGGAAACUCAGCGCAAGUGAUGGAGCAGUGGGAUGAGGACGAGCUCGACGGACUGGGGCCGACCAACGACGCCGAGUCAACGAGGUUAAGCUUGAGGAGGGUGGACGAGGAGAAGAUCAACUACGACCUGAUCUGCGACGUCCUCCUCUUGCUCCGAAAGUCCCUUGAUGACGAAAAGGCGUCACCGGGUGGAGUUCUGAUCUUCCUGCCCGGCAUCGGAGAGAUCAUGCAGCUGUACGACCAGCUCAUGGCUAGCUCGGUCUUCUCGGACAGGAAGAAGUUUGUCGUCCAUGCAGCGCACAGCUCGUUGCCUCCCGAAGAGCAGCGGAGGAUCUUCGUGAAGCCGCCUCCUCACGUGCAGAAGAUCGUGAUCGCGACCAACAUCGCCGAGACCUCCAUCACCAUCGACGACAUUGCCUAUGUCAUCGACACGGGGCGCGUGAAGGAGACGAGGUACAACGAGCGUGCCAAAAUGAGGCUGCUGGUUGAGACGUGGAUCGAUCGAGCCUCGAUGCGGCAGCGAGCAGGGCGAGCAGGGCGAGUGCAGGCGGGCAAGUGCUUCCACCUCUACACCCGCGUGCGGUCUGCCUCCUACUUCGAUGAGCACAAGACCCCCGAGAUGCGCCGCGUGCCGCUGGAGGAGCUCUGCCUGCAGAUCCUGUCCAUGGGGCACCGAGACGUCGCGUCCUUCCUCGGGUCCGCCCUUGACCCUCCGAGUGAGACUGCGGUGAAGGUCGCCAUGCAGACGCUCUCGGACGUGCAGGCGGUAGACGAGGAGGGGGGGCUAACGGCGCUAGGUCAGCACCUGUCGCGCCUCCCGGUCGACCCUCACAUCGGCAAGCUGCUCAUUAUGGGAUGUAUCUUCUCCUGCCUCAACCCUAUCCUCACCAUCGCCGCCUGCUGCAGCUACAAGAUGCCCUUCCUGACCUCCAUCGAACGUAGAGGACUCGUCGACGACGCCAGGAAGAAACUCGCUGGUCAGCACCCGGUAUCAGACCUGCUUGUGGCUUCUGCAGCGUACGACAUGUGGGUCGAAGCGAGCAGAGGGGAAAAGGGGAAGCAGCAGCAGGUGUGCAGGCAGUACAGCAUGAGCCAGGCGACCCUCAUCCAGAUCAGAGAUCUGCGAUCCCAGUUCAAAGACCUGUUACGAUCCAUCGGCUUCAUCAACAAAGUGGGGGACGUGGACGAGGACAAGGCGAGCAACGCCAACAGCAGGAGCAAGCCCAUCCUCUGCUCCAUCAUCUUCGCUGGCCUCUACCCCAACCUCGUGCAGGUACAGGAAGGGGAUAGAGGAGGAGGAAGCAACCGAGACAUCCUGCUCAGAGGGCCCGACGGCUCGAAGGGGCUCGUGCUGCACAGGUCGAGUGUCAUGAACGGGCAGGGACAAGCGUGCGCGCGAGGAGCUCUGGUGACGUACCACCAGAAGAUGGCGACUUCUCGCCCCUACGUCAUGGACGCGACCAUCGUUCACGGCAACGCAGCCCUGCUGUUCGGGGGAAAGCUCGUGCUCGAUCACAUCCAAGGCGUUGUCUCCUUGGAUGGAUGGCUCCAGCUGAAGGUACCUGCCCGCACAGCUGUCAUCGUCAAGGAGCUGAGAAAAGAGCUCGAGCGAGUCCUGACCGUGAAAGUGCGUCACCCCCGCAUGGAUCUUUCCAAGGAGUCCUCCUCCCUCGUCCAGGCAGUCGUCCUGCUUCUCAAGGACGCAGUGGCUUCCUCUUCCUCCUGA
Molecule: messenger RNA, 2460 nt
Organism: Guillardia theta CCMP2712
Lineage: Eukaryota; Cryptophyceae; Pyrenomonadales; Geminigeraceae
Exons: 6
Coding region: 1-2460 (819 amino acids)
Cellular component (GO): intracellular anatomical structure
Molecular function (GO): RNA binding; ATP binding
Source: RefSeq, a predicted model, not a curated record